Molecule: messenger RNA, 1776 nt
Organism: Funneliformis geosporum
Lineage: Eukaryota; Fungi; Glomeromycota; Glomeromycetes; Glomerales; Glomeraceae
Source: the annotation of a GenBank genome assembly
AUGGACAAAAAACAAUACCAAGAGAUUUUAAGAAAAGGAGAUAGGAAUAUAGUUCACGAAGAGUUUAAAGUUAAGGAUGCCAAUCAGUUAUAUCAAAUAUGUGAUAAUGUUUACUGUCUCCUUGCCCCAUCUAUUCCAGAUGAUGGAGUAAGUAGGAGCGGAUAUUGUGGUUUAAAUGAACUCCGUAUGUGUGGUAAUUACCGGCAAGGAAAUAACUGGCAAAGAACUGAUAAGAGUGAUAACAAAAAAUUCUGUUCCGAAGAAUGCUUUAAUAAUCACUAUGCUGAAAAGUGUGAUAAAUGUCAACAAAAAGUCUUAGGUCAGACUUAUUAUAAUGAUAUUGCUAAUAAAGCAGGUAUUCUUUGUUCUUCUUGCCACCAAAAAAGAGAAGAAGAAGAAAGGAAGGAAACAGAAAUUCUCUUACAAGGCAUAAAGAAAAAAAUAUUAGAUGCUUACAACACCUUGCAAAAAGAAGCCGAACAAGAACUUUCUGUCUCUUUUUUUGAGAUAUUUGACUUAUCUUUGGUAAUGAAAAGCAAAUCUUAUCAGGCUAAUAAAGAUAUGGAAGUAAACUGCAAAUUCUUUCUUUGUGAACAGUUAAAAGAAAAAGAGUUAGCGAGCGAAUUAGAAACUUAUGUUGAACAGAUAAAAAAAGAAAUUAAGAAAAUUAGAGAAACUAAAUUAGUUAGUGAUAAAGGAGAUAAAAACAUUCCUAAACAAUUUAAUUCUAGUAGUUUAGAUAAUAAAAUCAUGAAUUUAGAACAAAAUCCUAAUCCUAAUAGUCAAGAAUUAGACUCUAAAAAACAACAAUUAAAAGCUUUAAAAACUAAGUCUAAAGAACUAAUUAAACCUUUGCCUUUAGAUACUCAAAUUACUAUCUUACAGAAAGAAAUAAAAGCACUAACUAGUAAAUCUACUAAAACUAAGGCUGAAGAAAGUAUUUUAGCAAGUAAAAAGCAAGAAUUAGAGGAAUUAUUAAAAAAACAAAAAAAGCCUAAUGCUACCGAGACUAAUCCUAGUAAUAGGACUGCUCUUUAUAUUGGCAACAAGAAAUUAGAAGGCUCUUUGAAAUUAGAAAGAUUUACUAACCUUAGAGAAUUAGUUUGUUCGCAUAAUCAACUUUCUCGUUUAGAAGUUUCUAAUUGCCCUAAUUUGAAGGUAAUUAAAUGUAUUGAUAAUCAAAUUACAGAAUUAGUUAUAAAGAAUUGUCCAAGGGUGAAAGAACUUCGUUGUGCUAAUAACUUUUUAACCGACUUAGACUUAAGCCAAAACCCAGAAUUAGAAAUAUUAAAUAUUGGUAGUAAUAACUUUUUAGAGCAAGAUUUGUCCUUUUUAGGUCAUUUGACUAAUUUAAAGACAUUAAUGUUAGGAAAUUCUGAUCAAGAGAGAAUUGAGAAAGGCAUUUAUAAUCGUUUUAUUGGCUCGCUAGAUAACUUAAAGAAUAUGAAUGAAUUAGAUGAACUUGGCAUUGCCAACACUGAUAUUGAUUCUGGUUUAGAAUAUUUGUCAAAUAAAGUUGAAAAUUUUUAUUGUUUGGCAGAUAAAAGACAAGAUGCUAAGGUUCAAGUUAUUGCUGAUUUAUUUGCUAAUGAGCAAGGAGUAGUAGAAGCAGAUAAGGAUUAUGUGCUGUUAGCAAUUCAAAUUUUAAAAGACAGAUCGCAGUUGCUCAAAUUAGAAAGAAAAGUUGAGGAAUUACAAAAUCAAAUGAAUCGUUUAUUGAAUGAACAAGAACAACAACAAACCAAAGCCCAAAUGGAAAUUCCUCCUAAAUCAUAA